Acipenser ruthenus (sterlet) is the source of this 3954-nucleotide messenger RNA. RefSeq names its product wolframin-like. The transcript has 8 exons. The record is from RefSeq and is a predicted model, not a curated record. Bases 5 to 2800 code for a protein of 931 amino acids. NCBI's taxonomy places the organism in Eukaryota, Metazoa, Chordata, Actinopteri, Acipenseriformes, Acipenseridae. Gene Ontology annotation, cellular component: endoplasmic reticulum membrane; endoplasmic reticulum. Gene Ontology annotation, biological process: endoplasmic reticulum unfolded protein response; calcium ion homeostasis. Gene Ontology annotation, molecular function: protein binding.
GUUGAUGAGGGUUUGUCUGGUACUGAUAUUGUCUGAUACUGCAGCGUUUGGGAGCUUUCAAAUUUAUGUUAAUGGAGGAAGGAACUGGGUAGAAAACGUUUUGCAUACAUCUCUUUAUCUUAUCUACCAGCCUGAGAUGGAUGCCAAUCCCCCAUCCCCAGUCCCACAGCCCCCGCCUGUGCCUCCACCUCCCCCUCCCCUUCCACCUCAGCCGGACAGGUCCCAGUUGAAUGUGGGUAGUGCCUUUGUGGCUGCUACCGCUGCCAUGCGGGAGGAGAAAAUGAAAAGUGAAACCUCUGCAUCUGGCGACUUCCUCUCCCAAUCCUCGGAUGGCAUCUCUUCGGUUAGCAGGGCCCUGUCUGAAGAAGCCGAAAAAGCAGAGCAAGAAAUAAGCUUCAAAGAACAGGAAGAGAAGGCUAAGGCUGGAGACUCAAAGGCCCAGGCUGAGGUUGGCAAGUAUUACUUGCAGUUGGCCGAGCAGCAGGAUGAGGAGUUGAACAACUGCAAUGCAGUGAGCUGGCUGCUUCCAGCAGCAAAGCAAGGCCGGAGAGAGGCUGUUGAGCUCUUAAGAGCAUGCUUGGCGGAAAGAAAAGGCAUCACCACAGAGAAUGAAGAGGAAGUAAAGAAGCUGUGUUCAGAGACUGAGUUUGAACGCACUGUGAGGAAAGCAGCGCUGGUCAUGUACUGGAGAUUGAACCCCCAGAGGAAAAAGAAGGUAGCUGUGUCUGAAAUGCUGGAAAACGUUGAGGAAGUCAAUGCUGAUGAUGGUGUUGGAGCAGCUAAACCAGGGCCUGUACCGCCAUCUCUGCAGAAGCAGAGGAGAGUCCUGGAGCGGCUUGUUAGUAGUGAAUCCAGCAAGCAUGUUGCUCUAGAGGAUUUUGUUGAAGUUACUAAAAAAUAUGCAAUGGGCAUUAUCCCAUCGAACCUGUUCACAAGCAGCGAUGACAAAGACGACGAACUUGCGGGGAAGAAUCCUGAAGACCUGCCCCUAAGGCAGAAGAUUAUAAAAUAUCCUCUUCAUGCCAUAAUGGAGGUGAAAGAGCAUCUUAUUGACAUAGCCUCCAAGGCUGGCAUGCACUGGCUCAGUACCAUCAUCCCCACUCAUCACAUCAACGCUCUCAUUUUCUUUUUCAUCAUCAGCAAUUUAACCAUUGACUUUUUUGCCUUUGUUAUCCCUCUGGUUAUCUUCUACCUGUCCUUCGUUUCCAUGCUAAUCUGCACUCUGAAGGUCUUCCAGAACAGCAAGGCCUGGGACAACUUCAGAACGCUGACCGACUUACUGACCCGCUUCGAACCCAACCUCGACGUUGAGCAGGCUGAGACCAACUUUGGCUGGAAUCAUUUGGAACCGUACUUCCAUUUCAUGCUUUCGGUCUUCUUUGUGAUAUUUUCUUUCCCCAUUGCCAGCAAAGAAUGGAUCCCAUGCUCUGAGCUUGCUACCAUCGCCGUCUUUUUCACACUCGCAACUUAUAUGAGUCUGAGCUCUUUUGUGGAAACGUACACGAGAAGAGCUCUGCUGAUCGAAGUGGCCUCCUCUGUAUGUGCCAUGAUGAGAAACCUUCCAGAAAGCUGGGCUUUCCUCCGGUUCUUUGGAAAAACCUUUGUGUCCAUUCCUUUAGGCAACUUCAUUAUUCUAAACCUGAGCAUCCCAUGCUUGCUUUACAUGUACCUUUUCUACCUGUUCUUCAAAAUGGCCCAGUUAAGGCAAUUUAAGGGCACCUAUUGUUUCCUGGUUCCUUAUAUGGUGUGCUUCAUGUGGUGUGAGUUUUCUGUGGUGCUGCUGCAGCAUUCCACCGGCAUUGGCCUCAUCCGCACCUCCAUUGGGUAUUUCCUUUUCUUGUUUGCAUUGCCAAUCCUAAUGCUGGGGAUUGCCGUCAUGUUCGUUAUCCAGUUUAUUAAAUGGUUUAUCUCCCUGGAGUUUAUCAAGAUAGUUGUGACCUUGGUUCUGUGUGCCAUUCCCAUUUUUCUCCACCUGUGGACAAAGACCAGAAUAUCCGUGGUAGACGUGGUCAAAUCCCUGACCAGAAGUUCCAUUGUUAAACUUAUUCUGGUGUGGGUCUCUGCUAUCAUGCUCUUCUGUUGGAUCUACGUGUACAGGUCUGAAGGGAUGAAGGUAUACAACUCCACCUUGACCUGGCAGCAGUAUGGUUUCCUGUGUGGGCCACAUGCUUGGAAGGAUGCCAACAUGGCACGCACUCAGAUCCUGUGCAGCCAUCUGGAGGGUCACAGAGUUACCUGGACUGGGAGGUUUAAGUAUGUGCGAGUUACAGAGAUUGAGAACAGUGCAGAGUCCACCAUCAACCUGUUGCCCCUUAUCGUUGGAGAUUGGAUGAGGUGCCUGUACGGUGAAAUCUAUCCAACAUGUGACCCCCAGAAUGUCACUAAAGACGAAGAUGAGCUGUGCCAACUCAAGUUCCUUACAAAACACGAGUGCCACCUCAAAAGGUUUGAUCGCUACAAAUUUGAAAUAACUGUGGGCAUGCCCUAUAAAAAUAAGACUAUAGAGGAGGACGACGCCACCAAAGACAUAGUCCUGAAGGCCAGCAAUGAGUUUAAGAGAGUGCUGCUGACUCUGGGACACAGAAGCCUUGUGGAGUUCAGCACUAUCCUCGAGGGUCGGCUUGGCAGUAAAUGGCCGGUGUUUGAACUCAAAGCCAUCCGCUGCUUGAACUGCAUGUCCAAACUGGUUCCAGCUGGCAGGCAGUUCAAAAUAGAGUACAACUGGAGGAACACAGUGAAGACUGCAUUGAAAUUUGCGUUUGAUUUCUUCUUUGAUCCUUUCUUAUCUGCAAAAGCAUAGUGUUAUGAUAUGGUAUGCAGAUUUAAUGUACUACAGUAAGCUAUUUCAACACCUAUAUAUUUAAAACUACUGUAUAUGUAAGCAAGGCAUGGUUCCUCAACUUUGCAUGGAAUUGAUACUUACUUAGUUGACAAUGUUGUUAGCAGUGUCUUGUGUGGGACAUCAGAUCAUUAAAGCAGUUCUUAGUUGCUGUAUUUGGAAUCGAAUUGUAGUCAAGAUCAAUUCGGAGAACAAUGGGAGAGCACAUUCUUUAAUAAUGUUUUUAAAUACCCACAAUAUUAGUCACAUUUGUUAUAGCUUUGAAACACUUAGACAAUCUUUGCUUUAAUUGCUACUGUUUUUGGUUUACCAUGCAAUACUGCAAAGCUGUAUUUAUUGUCAUUGGCACAAGGUAGAAGCAGUGUGUGUAAAUAAUAUAAUAUUUUUUUUUAUAUAUAUAUAUAUAUAUAUAUAUAUAUAUAUAUAUAUAUAUAUAUAUAUAUAUAUAUAUAUAAUGGGUUGGAGCUUUUUGGUGAAAUGCAAGGUGACAGAACUUUACCUUCCUGUUGUCACAGAUAGGAUUUAUCCCAAUUUGCAGCCUGUACAAAAUUAUGCGGCCAAGGCUUUAACAAGAGCACAAAGAAAUAACAUAUUCCCCUGUGCUAGCAGCCCUACAUUGGCUCUCGGUGCAGUCUAGGUGGAUUUUAAGGUCCUACUCCUAACCUAUAAAUCUCUGAAUGGUCUGGCCUCAUCAUACUUAAGGGAUCAUUUAGACCCUUAUAUUCCUGGGUGGCAUCUCUGAUCUCAGGAUGCUGGGCUGCUUACUGUCCCAAGGGCUUUUAAGAGAAACGCAGGUGGUAGUGUUCAGCUGUAGGGUUGACGGGACCCAACAAUGCAUCAUGUACAACGUCAGAAAAGAUCAUGCUUCCACUUCUACUUGUUUUUGUUUAAAUAAUUGGGUGGGUGGGUUGAUUGUAAUAUAUUGAUUGAUCUAGGAGAUCAUUGGGAUUGAGUUGCAUAUUUUGUGUUUUAAUGAUCACUUGCUGAAGUGCCUUUUCAUUUUUCUGCCUUAUUCUGUAGGUCAGUUAAUGUUAAACCUGCCUUAUGAUGUUUUGUGCAUUUACUGACCUUACUGUAUCUCCCCACUGUGAAUAAUAAAUAUUUAUAUCCAUGAA